Molecule: messenger RNA, 1796 nt
Organism: Diospyros lotus (date-plum)
Lineage: Eukaryota; Viridiplantae; Streptophyta; Magnoliopsida; Ericales; Ebenaceae
Product: beta-glucosidase 12-like
Exons: 13
Coding region: 151-1572 (473 amino acids)
Biological process (GO): carbohydrate metabolic process
Molecular function (GO): beta-glucosidase activity
Source: RefSeq, a predicted model, not a curated record
UGGCGAACCACAGUAGUUGGCUUCUGCUAGGCUUACUCGUACUUGCCACUUCCGAGCUCCUCGCAUCUGCUAGCUUUGUCCCCGACAAAUUCAACCGCACCAGUUUUCCAAAAGGUUUUCUUUUUGGUGCAUCAUCAUCUGCUUAUCAAUAUGAAGGUGCUCCAAGCUCGCGAGGCAAAACUAUAUGGGAUGAUUUUGUUCGGGAUUUCUCAUGUCUCUCCCUUCUCUCUCUCUCUCUCUCCAAAGCCCAACACCCCCCCCCCGGGGCUUCAGUGGUUUAAAAUAGCGGAUGGCAGCAAUGCGGACGUGGCGGAUGAUUUUUAUCGUCGUUAUAUGGAGGACAUAAAACUGAUGAAAUACAUUGGCAUGAAUGUCUUUCGAUUUUCUAUUUCUUGGGCGAGAGUAUUACCUAGUGGAAGAGUGAGAGGAGGAGUGAAUCAGAAAGGGGUUGAUUUCUAUAACAGACUUAUCAAUAAUCUUAUAGCAGAUGGUAUACAACCAUUUGUCACACUUUCUCAUUUUGACCUCCCCCUAGCUCUAGAGAAAGAAUAUGAGGGCUUUUUGAGCCCCAAAAUUGGGGAGGAUUUUGAGGCCUAUGCAGAGUUUUGCUUCAAGACAUUUGGUGAUAGAGUGAAGCAUUGGAUAACCUUUAAUGAGCCAUAUGUUUAUAUCUUUACCGGCUAUGAUGUGGGUGCAAUGGCACCCGGACGAUGCUCAGCAUGGAGGAAUAAUAGUUGUCCAGCUGGGAAUUCUGCCACCGAACCUUACAUAGCUGCACACAAUAUGCUUAUUGCUCAUGCAAAAGCUGCCAAAGUGUACAAGGAAAAAUACCAAGCAUCUCAAAAAGGAGAAAUAGGAAUAACUUUGGUCUCUGGUUGGAUGUAUCCUUACACCAUAAAGGCCUUAGACCAAAAAGCAGCCGGCCGUGCACUUGACUUUAUGUAUGGAUGGUUUAUUCAUCCAUUGGUUUAUGGAGACUACCCACGAUCUAUGAAAGCUCUCGUGCGACAAAGGUUACCAAAGUUUACUUCUUCCGAGGCUAUGUUGCUGAAGGGUUCUUAUGACUUCAUUGCACUUAAUUACUAUAGCUCAAACUAUGCAAGCCAUGUGCCUUUUAGCAAUAAGCCUGCUCAUCUGAGCUUUUCAACAGAUAGUUAUGCUAAUGUUACAAGCGAGAAGAACGGAAAGCCAAUUGGUAAACCGCUUGGAAAUGGAUACAACGUUCCAGAUGGACUUAGAAAGGUAUUAGUUUACACCAAGGAGAACUACAAAAAUCCAAGAAUGUACAUCACUGAGAAUGGGGUGGGUAAUUACAAUAAUGAAACAGUUCAACAAGGCAUCAAUGAUCCAGAGAGGAUAGAGUACUAUCGUACCCAUCUUUUGGCCCUUAACGAAGCUAUUAAGGAGGGCGUUGAUGUGAAGGGCUUCAUGGCUUGGUCUCUUCUUGAUUGCUGGGAGUGGAGUUCUGGCUUUAACCUUAGAUAUGGUCUCACAUAUGUAGAUUAUAACAAUGGACAAAAAAGAUACCCCAAAGACUCGGCUAUUUGGUACAAGAAAUUCCUACUUCAUUAGUUGGAGAAUUGGAAGACAUGGAGUGCUUUCAUUUAGCUUUUAUGGUGUCUUGAGUUAAUCUUAUUAUGUUGUAAUAAAUUGAGGAUCAACUACUGAAGAUCUUCAUAAUUAUGUCCAGUUGUAUUAAUAAAUUUUCAAAAUGUAAUGUUCUUAGCUAUAUUUCUCCUUCUCGUGUAUUACAUAAUGUUAUUUUUCAUGGUCAAAAAAUAAUCUUUUUUAUUAGA